This is a messenger RNA of Juglans microcarpa x Juglans regia, 1331 nucleotides long. Its product is annotated as homoserine kinase. The transcript has a single exon. The record is from RefSeq and is a predicted model, not a curated record. Gene Ontology annotation, biological process: L-threonine metabolic process. Lineage: Eukaryota; Viridiplantae; Streptophyta; Magnoliopsida; Fagales; Juglandaceae. Gene Ontology annotation, molecular function: homoserine kinase activity; ATP binding. The coding region runs from base 92 to 1186 and encodes 364 amino acids.
AUUAAAGAUAUUUUAAUUUAACUAUUAAUGGCAUUUGACUCUGGCAUGCUUGUCUUCUCUUCUCUGCUCCGCUCUCUUAGUCUCAUGCACAAUGGCCAUUUGCUACCAGCCUCCGUUGAAUACCAUAAGCGUUCGAACCUCAACUACUUUCUCCUCCACUCCCAAACCCCCGUCUUUGCGCUGCAACCUCUCUCUUCCCUUCACAACCCAAAUACGCGAACCUGAACCAUUAUUGGCCUCCGUCAAGGCCUUCGCACCGGCUACCGUGGCCAACCUCGGCCCCGGAUUCGACUUUCUCGGUUGUGCCGUGGACGGCCUCGGUGACUUCGUGUCACUCUCCGUCGACCCCAACGUCCACCCAGGACAGAUAUCCAUUUCACACGUCUCUGGCGACUCCUCCUCCAGGCUCAGCAAGAACCCCAACUGGAAUUGCGCUGGCAUCGCUGCCAUCGAGGUCAUGAAGAUGCUCGGCAUCCGAUCGGUCGGCCUAUCGCUCUCCCUCGAGAAAGGGCUCCCCUUGGGGAGCGGUCUCGGCUCCAGCGCCGCCAGUGCUGCCGCCGCCGCCGUGGCCGUCAACGAGAUCUUCGGUGGGAAACUGGGGCCUGAGGAGCUCGUCCUUGCCGGGUUGAAGUCGGAAGAGAGAGUCUCAGGUUACCACGCCGAUAACGUGGCCCCGGCGAUCAUGGGUGGCUUCGUUCUGAUCCGCAACUAUGAGCCUCUGGAGUUGAUGAGACUCAGCUUUCCUGCCGAGAAGGAUCUCUUCUUUGUGCUCGUGAGCCCGGAAUUCGAGGCACCCACCAAGAAAAUGCGGGCGGCUUUGCCUGUUGAGAUCGGGAUGGCGCACCACGUUUGGAACUGUAGCCAGGCCGGGGCGCUGGUUGCAUCUAUCUUGCAGGGGGACCUGGUGGGAUUGGGGAAGGCCUUGUCAGCGGAUAAGAUCGUGGAGCCGAGGAGGGCGCCUUUGAUUCCCGGAAUGGAAGCCGUGAAGAAGGCGGCCAUUGAGGCCGGGGCUUUUGGCUGUACGAUUAGUGGGGCGGGGCCGACGGCGGUGGCGGUGAUAAAUAGUGAGGAGAAGGGGGAGGAGAUUGGGGAGAGCAUGGUGGAGGCGUUCUGGAAAGAGGGGAAUUUGAAGGCGGUGAAGGCAGUGAAGAGGCUUGACAGGGUUGGUGCCAGGCUUGUUUCAUGAUCACUGCAAUUUUUUUAUAGGAUAAUGUUUCUGCUUUUUGGUGACUUGAUUUUGGUUUUGGUUUUGGUUUUGGUUUUGGUGUUUGAUUUUGUGUUGCAAGCAGCAAAUUGGAGUAUAUGAUGGCCAAUGACUGACUAUUGAAACA